This is a messenger RNA of Biomphalaria glabrata, 1029 nucleotides long. Its product is annotated as FMRFamide receptor-like. Bases 1 to 1029 code for a protein of 342 amino acids. Gene Ontology annotation, biological process: G protein-coupled receptor signaling pathway. The transcript has a single exon. The record is from RefSeq and is a predicted model, not a curated record. Gene Ontology annotation, molecular function: G protein-coupled receptor activity. Lineage: Eukaryota; Metazoa; Mollusca; Gastropoda; Planorbidae. Gene Ontology annotation, cellular component: membrane.
AUGGCCAACAUUACAGAUGGGGGCUUGCUGUUGACUGGUACUGAUAAUACAUUCAAUGCAAUGACGAUAGACGCUCAGGUGUAUAACUGGUUUCUUAUCGUUGACGGGUUCCUUCUCGGCCUGGUCAGCUUGCUCGGAAUCAUUUUCAAUACUGUCAACGUCAUUGUCUACAGCAAGAUGAGUCAGCGUGACUCAGUCAAUAUCGCUCUGUUGGCGCUGUCACUGGCUGAGCUCGGAGGUUCCGUUGUCCUGCUGCUCAUGAGCUGCUUUAGCGUGCCAGAACUGACCUUAGGUUAUCUACCUGCAGUCUACCAAAUCAGUUGGCUCCACAUCAUCUUCUCCCGCAUCUCCAGCUGCCUCACCGCUUUUGUCACGCUCGAGAGAUACUUGUGCGUGGCGAUGCCACUAAAGGUGAAAGCUCUAAUCACUUCCGGGAGAACGAUAGCUGUCGUUACUAUUAUAUUUGUGGGCAUGACUAGCUGCAUGGUCCCGCCGUUUUUUGCUAGGAAAAUUGAGUCUAUGGUGAUCUCCGAUACAAAUAGAACUAUGCUAAUAUUCAUUCCCAUGGACGAAAGCAGUAAAAACAUGGAGAACACGUCUGUGACGGUGAACAACGUGGCUUUGUUGCUGGCUUUCGCUGUAGUUUUCAUCUCUACAAUGCUUCUAGUCAUCACACUGAGAAAAAAAUCAAAAUGGCGCAGUGAAGUCACUUCCUCCUUGCAGGGCGACGUCACUUCCGUCAGAGAUCAGAAAGUCAUCAAGAUGAUAAUUCUAAUAGCUGUAAUAUUUAUUGUGAGUUACCUGCCGGUUGUCGUCUCGACCGCUGCCAUGUUAAGCGUCCCUGAAUACAACGUGGAGGGAAACUACACCAGGAUUUUCACCCUUACCUGGGGAAUCACUUUCCUCCUGGAAGGCGCCAACGCAACUGCCAGUAUUUUCGUCUAUUUGAAGAUGAGUUCAAGAUAUAAAUCUAUACUUUUGACAUUGUUGAAAUUCAACUCACAUGGCGGCUUGACUAGAUUCCAUUAA